Molecule: messenger RNA, 1470 nt
Organism: Bicyclus anynana (squinting bush brown)
Lineage: Eukaryota; Metazoa; Arthropoda; Insecta; Lepidoptera; Nymphalidae
Gene: Suc1
Product: sucrose-6-phosphate hydrolase-like
Exons: 1
Coding region: 1-1470 (489 amino acids)
Biological process (GO): carbohydrate metabolic process
Cellular component (GO): cytoplasm
Molecular function (GO): beta-fructofuranosidase activity
Source: RefSeq, a predicted model, not a curated record
AUGGCAUUAAUACGCAUCAGUUUAAUAUUUGUGUGUCUUACGAGUACAUACGCUACAAGUGUACUGAGAAACUAUGAAAAUGCUAAAAUUGAAUUGGAAGAAUACAUAGAAAGUAAAAAACAGGAAAUCAAUCAGAGAUAUAGGCCGUUGUACCAUGUCGCUCCACCUGUAGGAUGGAUGAACGAUCCGAACGGUUUUUCGUUUCACAAUGGUGAAUUUCAUCUGUUCUACCAAUUCUAUCCAUAUGACAGUGUUUGGGGACCGAUGCAUUGGGGACAUGUCUCAAGUCCUGAUCUAGUGAACUGGAAACAAUUACCAACAGCACUUCUUCCGGAGCAAGAACAAUGCUUUUCUGGGAGCGCUAUUAGCCAAGAAGAUGGAUUGACGUUGAUGUAUACUGGACGCACAGCUGUGGAUUAUGAACCGUACUUCAACGAAACUCAAUAUUUAGCAUUCAGUGAUGAUGGUAUAAAUUUUUACAAGUAUGAAGGGAAUCCUGUUCUACCGAGAGCUCCGAAUGGAUCACCAGACUUUCGUGAUCCAAAGGUUUGGAAGUAUGGUGAUAACUAUUACGUAGUCAUUGGAAGCCAAACCUCUGAUAAAAGAGGAAGAGUACUUUUGUACAAAUCUAGUGAUAUGAAGAGUUGGGAUUUUUUGUCGCUGCUUGGUGAAUCUGACGGAGAUAUGGGCUAUAUGUGGGAAUGUCCUGACUUCUUCGAAUUAGAUGGAAAGUUUGUUCUCUUAAUGUCACCCCAGGGUCUUCAACCUCAAGGCGACAGAUAUAAAAAUACCCACCAAACUGGAUACAUUAUAGGAGAUUUUAGUUAUGAUACAAAUGAAUUCAUACAUGAAGUCGAUUUUCAAGAAAUUGACUUUGGACAUGACUUCUAUGCUGCUACAACAACAGAAGCGAAUGGUAAACGAUAUCUCAUUGCAUGGUUCAGCAUGUGGGAUGUACCUCACCCAGAAGAUUCCGAUGGUUGGGCUGGGAUGUUAACAAUUGUUAGAGAGUUAAGACUUGUGGGAACUCGUAUAAUAAUGAAACCGGUGGAAGAAAUUAUAACUUUAAGAGCAGAAAUUCUUACUGAUAGUGAUAUAGAACCAAAUCAGAUUUUAGAGUUUGGUAAAGCAGUGGAAUUGAUGAUCGAUAGUGAUAUCAACGAAGAAACUGAACUUUUAUUAGAAGGUCGUGAAGGAGGAGAUCCGGUUUGGGUGCGAUGGGAUCCCGAAAUACGCAAAGUAGUUAUCGACAGAGGUUACGAUGAUAUAAGGCAGGUAGAAUGGUCUCCCAAUGAAUCACUAAAGUAUCGAAUCUUUUUAGACACUACCAGUUUGGAACUUUUCUGUGGAGAAGGCGAAGUGGUAUUGAGCAGUCGUGUUUACGCUUUAGGUGGAUGGAAACUGACUAAUGUAAGCAAUCAGACAGUACGUAUAAAAGCUUAUAGUUUGAAUAGAGGUACGCCAGAGUGA